AUGUACUUUGCCAUUACAAUUAUUUUGCUUUUGGCGAUAGAAAGAGAAAGAUCUUACUCAUUUAUUUUGAAAUAUAAAUUAGGAAGCGAUUCGUUGUUUUUCGGUAUCACUUUUCACCUGUGCGGUCAGAUAGAAAUACUGAAACUAGAUUUCAAGAGACUGAAAAUCGAGAGCGAAAGAACGAGGGAACAUUUCAACGUAUUAACCAGGAGGCAUAUCUACUUAAUUAACCUGGCCAAUAUGCUGAUCGACACCAUCAGCUCUAUCUUGGCUAUGCAACUAUUCACAAGUUGUAUACUUAUUUGUACAAGCGUACGAUCAAUAUGUUGGGAUAAUUUGCAUCUGUUUUUAGGACUUCAACUCAUUCUCGCUCUGAGCAUUGGAAACAUCGUCAUGGUUAUAAAAACAUUUAUGGUACUCACCGCUCUCAUGGUACAAUUGUUUGCAUACAGUUACGUGGGCGAAUAUUUAAGACGUCAAAUGGAAGGCAUCGGUGACUCGAUGUAUUUCUGCAACUGGUACGAUAUACCGAAAAGUGUGACAAAAGAUAUUAUUUAUGUCAUUAUGAGAGCUCAAGAGCCAGUUUUCCUGAGAGCAGGACAAUUCCUCGUUGUUAAUAUGGAAACGUACACGAGUAUCAUAAAAACUUCUAUGUCAUAUCUUUCAGUGCUUCGAGUUAUGGUAAACGGUUGAGGCUGUGUAUAAUAUAGAAACCGAGAGAGUUAUAUUUAUCUAAUAGAGCUCAAUAAAAUACUUAAUGUGU
Molecule: messenger RNA, 763 nt
Organism: Bombus huntii
Lineage: Eukaryota; Metazoa; Arthropoda; Insecta; Hymenoptera; Apidae
Product: odorant receptor 9a-like
Exons: 3
Coding region: 1-693 (230 amino acids)
Biological process (GO): detection of chemical stimulus involved in sensory perception of smell; sensory perception of smell
Cellular component (GO): plasma membrane
Molecular function (GO): olfactory receptor activity; odorant binding
Source: RefSeq, a predicted model, not a curated record